CUUUUACUUCUAACAAGCCUUUCCACCCCUAAGUCAAAAACCCUUUCCAUUUUGUUGAUGUCAUCCGGAUUUAUGAUCGCAUCUGUGUUAACGUUCUAUGAACAUUCAGUGAUGACACUCGCAUCAAGGUCUCGCUUCAUAUUUCUGAUCAUUUCCUCCCUGCUAGCGCUGAUUUCGACGGCGAUCAUCGCCAGCUGUUUAUUCUCAGUUAGUUUUCGUUAUAUAACCGACCAUGAGAACCUAAAGGGAACGCGCUACUAUGGUUUGAUACGGUACUGUUUCGAGUCCGAAUAUCAGACAUUCGGCACAGGUGAGUGCCGUUUUUCUUCUGCUGAAGAUCGAUUUUUUGCAGAGUUCGAACUGGCCACAUUGAUAUUGCUGUCUUCGGCGAUAGCAAGCAGUCUACUGUCUAUAUGUUUUGCAAUCUUCACAAUCUUCACAGUAUUCGGAGCACUGGCUCACUGCGUAAUGCUACUUACAGCUACAAUUUGCUCGAUCUCUGCGUUCGUUGUUUACACGUACUUUAACGAACUCAAAGACAAUCAAAACGAGACCUACCAUUUCGGCUGGGCUUAUUACUGGAGUGGUGGAUCAUCCGCUGGCCUUUUCGUUGCAUUUAUUUGCAGUCUAUUCGCUUCUGCUUGUGUACUGCUGCAUAAGCAACAGAAGAACAGGAUUGACUCUAUCGUCCUGUAA
Molecule: messenger RNA, 696 nt
Organism: Angiostrongylus costaricensis
Lineage: Eukaryota; Metazoa; Nematoda; Chromadorea; Rhabditida; Metastrongylidae
Source: the annotation of a GenBank genome assembly